AUGUUUUCCCGCGCCGUCCCCGCCCUCCGCACCACCCUCCGCGGCCCCCCCAAACAGACCCUCCGCCGCUACACCACCGCCCCCACCCCCCCCAAAUCCAACUCCACCACCCCGCUCACCCUCGGCGCGCUCGUCGCCGCCGCCGCCGCCGGCUACUACUACUACAACACCACCGCCACACCCUUUGCCAAACCCCUCCCCCCCGCAAUCCCCACCCUCACCGGCGACGGCACCUGGGUCGACCUCCCCCUCAUCUCCACCGAGUACCUCUCGCCCACCACCAAGCUCCUGCGCUUCGCCCUCCCCAGCGAGGACCAUGUCUCGGGGCUGCACGUCGCCAGCGCCAUCCUCACAAAGCACAAGGGCCCCAACGACGCCAAGCCGACCAUCCGGCCCUAUACUCCAAUUAACGACGAGGAUGUGCGCGGCCACAUGGACCUGCUCGUGAAGCGCUACGAGGGCGGGCCCAUGAGCACGCACCUCCACGAGAUGGCGCCCGACCAGCGCCUCAGCGUCAAGGGGCCCAUCCCGAAGUACGAGUGGGCGCCCAACAAGCACGAGCACGUUGUCAUGAUUGCCGGCGGCACGGGGAUCACGCCGAUGUGGCAGCUGAUGAGGGCGAUUUUCAAGAACCCCGAGGAUAAGACGAAGGUGACGCUGGUGUUUGGGAAUCGGAAUGUGGAUGAGAUCUUGCUGAGGAAGGAGCUGGCGGAGCUCGAGAAUACGUAUCCGCAGAGGUUUAGGGCGUUUUAUCUGUUGGAUAAGGCGCCGGCGGGGGAGAACUGGGCGAGGCAGGGGUAUGUGGAUAAGGCGCUGCUGAAGACGGUGUGUCCGGAGCCUGGGAGCGGGAAUGUUAAGAUCUUUGUCUGUGGACCCCCGGGACUGUACACGGCUGUCUCUGGAAGCAAGAAGUCGCCCAGUGACCAGGGAGAGCUCACGGGUAUCUUGAAGGAGUUGGGAUACUCGAAGGACGAUGUCUACAAGUUCUAG
Morchella sextelata is the source of this 990-nucleotide messenger RNA. RefSeq lists its product as uncharacterized. Lineage: Eukaryota; Fungi; Ascomycota; Pezizomycetes; Pezizales; Morchellaceae. The transcript is spliced from 2 exons. Bases 1 to 990 code for a protein of 329 amino acids. The record is from RefSeq and is a predicted model, not a curated record. Gene Ontology annotation, biological process: ergosterol biosynthetic process. Gene Ontology annotation, molecular function: cytochrome-b5 reductase activity, acting on NAD(P)H.